Messenger RNA from Solanum verrucosum, 1670 nucleotides. Its product is annotated as cytochrome P450 81Q32-like. The transcript is spliced from 2 exons. Lineage: Eukaryota; Viridiplantae; Streptophyta; Magnoliopsida; Solanales; Solanaceae. The coding region runs from base 1 to 1503 and encodes 500 amino acids. The record is from RefSeq and is a predicted model, not a curated record. Gene Ontology annotation, molecular function: heme binding; monooxygenase activity; oxidoreductase activity, acting on paired donors, with incorporation or reduction of molecular oxygen.
AUGGAAGCAACUUUGUUGUAUAGUAUUUCACUCUCUAUUUUGUUUCUACUUUUACUUGUUAAACUUGUUUCAUCAAAACGAAGAAAACUCAAUCUACCGCCAAGCCCACUAUUUAAACUUCCAAUACUAGGCCAUCUCUAUCUCCUUAAACCACCUCUACAUCGCACUCUUGCUAAUCUCUCAACUAAAUAUGGCCCUGUUUUCUCUCUUCAAUUAGGUACCCGUUUUGUUGUGGUAGUUUCCUCACCAUCUGCUGCCGAAGAAUGUUUCACCAAAAAUGAUAUCGUUUUUGCUAAUCGCCCUCGGACAAUGAUUGCAAAACUCAUAGGCUAUAACUCUACUACUGUAGCUGGUUCUCCUUAUGGUGAUCACUGGCGCUACCUUCGCCGCCUCUACGCACUUGAAAUAUUCUCCACUAAUCGUCUCAACAAUUUUCAGUCCAUUAGACAACAUGAAAUCAAACUUCUAGUUCAAAGAGUGUUUCACAAAUCUGGAGACAAUUUUGUGAUUCCUGUUGAGCUUAAGUCGAAGCUUUUUCAGAUGUCGUAUAAUAUUAUCAUGAGAAUGGUAGCUGGAAAGAGAUAUUACGGUGAAGAGAUAGAUAACGAGGAGGCAAAUCAUUUUCGGGUGCUUAUAGAAGAGGUUAUUUCAUUUGGGGGUGCAUCGAAUCCCGCAGAUUUCAUGCCUGCAAUAUUUCUGUUGUUUUUCAGGAGUACGGAGAACAAAUUAGCCAAGCUUGGUAAAAAGAUGGACGCUCUCUUGCAAGAUUUGGUUGAUGAACAUCGUCGUGAUAAAAGCAGGAAUACUAUGAUUGAUCAUUUGCUUUCUUUGCAAGAAUCAGAACCAGAGUAUUAUACUGAUCAGAUCAUCAAAGGGAUUGUUUUGGUCAUGCUGAAUGCGGGGACUGAAACAUCAUCUGCGACAAUAGAAUGGGCGAUGUCUCUUCUACUUAACCAUCCAGAGGUGUUGGAAAAGGCCAGAAAUGAAAUAGACAACCAUGUGGGUAAGGAUCGUUUAAUGGAUGAAGCGGAUUUACCCAAGCUGAAAUACCUUCAAAGUAUUAUCUCUGAGACACUACGAUUGUUCCCAGCAGCACCAUUGCUAGUGCCUCAUGAAUCAUCUGAUGAUUGCAAGGUCGCUGGCUUCCACAUUCCACGAGGCACGAUGCUAUUGGUGAAUGCUUGGUCCAUCCACAGGGACCCUUUACUUUGGGAGGAUCCAGAGAGCUUCAAGCCAGAAAGGUUUGAUGGUGUGGAAGUCGAAUCAUGGAAGCUAUUGCCUUUUGGAAUGGGAAGGAGAGCUUGCCCUGGCUCCGGACUUGCUCAACGUGUGGUUGGUUUAGCUUUAGGAACUAUGAUACAGUGUUUUGAGUGGAAGAGGGUAGGCAAAGAGGAGGUUGAUUUGACGGAAGGAAAAGGUCUUACUAUGCCAAAAGCUGAACUACUCACGGUUAGGUGCAAAGCUCGUGACAUGGUUCACAAAGUUCUUUCAGAAACAUCCUAAUGUUUCCAGGGUCUUUCUUGCAUGUUGUUAGUUAAGAAAGGUUUGAAUAAGUCAUGUAUCAUGUAUCUUCAUAGUCUCUUAUACUAUGCACUAUCUGAGUUUCUGUUUUGUCAUUCAGAUACUUUGGAAUAAUAUAUAUAUGGGGUGCUAUUUGCUCUUUAAUGGUG